AUGCGCGCGCGCGCGAGCGAGGCGCGCGCGGCGACGCGCGCGGCGCACGAGUGGUUGCUCGCGUGCACGCACUGGUUCUUCGUCGCGCGCGCGUGGGCGCGACGCGUCGUCGACGCGACGUUUCGCGCGCUGGGAUGCGAACGAUUCGAACCGCGGCGAGGGCUGCGGCACGCGAUGCGCGCGAUGAACGCGGAGCUGCGACGAAGGGUGGGCGGAUACGAAGGGUUGGGCGGCGACGCGCCGAGACGACCGCCGAGGACGCUGAGCGUGAUCGCGACGUGUGGAGAGGGAGACGGCGAUCUGGAGAGGUUCGUCGAACGCGCGGUGAACGUCGCGCGGUGGUGCGCGCGGUGUGGGGUGGAACGCGUGAGCGUGUACGAUGGCGGCGGACGCGCGACGACGACGCGCGGAAUCGAGGCGCUGCGCGAGGCGCUGGAGACCUCGAGGCGAGAUCGCGAGGGCGUGGGGUACGUCUUGCGCGUCGUGGACGCCGAUGACGGUGGUAAGAUUCGAGAGUGCGCGCGUGGGGCGAGCGCGGGGCGCGGGGAGGCGUCGAUCGAUGUCGACGCGUUGGGACCGAGGGACGCGUGCGCGGCGCUGCUGGACGCGGCGAGACACGCGGAAUUAGAUGAAGGCGACGAUUCGCUCGAGGGUGCCAUCGCGAGCGCGCGGGAUGGUGACGGCGUGGAGUGGGCAAAGUUCAAAUAUAAACCCGACGUCGUGCGUUUGGAGCGUUGGAUGCGCGAGCGAGGGACUUUCCUUCCGCCCGCCGACGUCGCCGUCGUCUUCGGCGCGACGUUUCAUCUUCAGGGCUACCCACCGUGGCAACUGCACGCCGCGGAGUUGUUCCACGAGGAAUCAUUAGAUAGAUUUAGUCGUCGCGAUCUCGCGCGAGUCAUAGACAAGUACGCGAAGACUGCGCAAAGAUUUGGCAAAUAG
Messenger RNA from Ostreococcus lucimarinus CCE9901, 939 nucleotides. RefSeq lists its product with no specific name. The record is from RefSeq and is a predicted model, not a curated record. Bases 1 to 939 code for a protein of 312 amino acids. Gene Ontology annotation, molecular function: ditrans,polycis-polyprenyl diphosphate synthase [(2E,6E)-farnesyl diphosphate specific] activity. Gene Ontology annotation, cellular component: dehydrodolichyl diphosphate synthase complex; endoplasmic reticulum membrane. Lineage: Eukaryota; Viridiplantae; Chlorophyta; Mamiellophyceae; Mamiellales; Bathycoccaceae. The transcript has a single exon.